Messenger RNA from Caenorhabditis auriculariae, 2747 nucleotides. The record is from the annotation of a GenBank genome assembly. Lineage: Eukaryota; Metazoa; Nematoda; Chromadorea; Rhabditida; Rhabditidae.
AUGGUCUCGCCCAACUGCCAGUACAUCACCGACUUCACACCUUCCACUGUGGGUUUUUCUUUUAUUUAUUUAUUUUCUUUCUGUUUAUUCUUUUUUAUCCUUGCUCAGCGGUCUUAUAGUACCGCUAUCUUUCUUUCCUGUUUUCCAUUUUUUUGGAUUCAAAUAGCUAUUUUUAAACAGUAAGUCAGCUCCAUUGAUAAUGUUCUCUUAAAAAAUAUAUCUGGCUCUUUUGAAUGCAGAAACUUAGCUCUAUUGAUAAUUUCUUCUUGAAAAAUAUAUCUGGCUCUUUUGGAUGCAGAAAGUUAGCUCUACUGAUAUUUUUCUCUUAAAAAAAUGUAUCUGGCUCUUUUGGAUGCAGAAAGUUAGCUCUACUGAUAAUUUCUUCUUUAAAAAUCUCUGUGGCUCUUUUGAAUGCACAAAGUGAGCUCCACUGAUAAAAUUGAUGAUUUUUUGUUUUUCCUUCCGCUUUGUUGAUAGUCUUCCCUAAUAUUAUAUCUUAUCCUUGAAAUUCAAUCGGCAAUUUUCUGAUUUUUCUUUUUGAACACUUGUUUUCCAAUUUUUAAACCUUGAUCCGACCUGAAACGGUUUUCGCAGUCAGUCAAGUCAAGUACUUUUGCAAAACGAUUCCAAAGUAUAAUUAAAGUAUCAAACCAGACUCUGAUCCGACCUAAAACGGUUUCCGCCACUAACCAAGCCUCACCUGUCGUUUUUGCGCUAAAUGAACCGUUAAGCCGUAUUUUGUCUCAAACGGUCGGACUCGGAAUUAGCCUUGAUCGGACCGCUGAACGGCUUCCGCCACUUCACACAAAGCCUGUAAUUAGGGGGAUUUUGGAGAGGGGUGCCAAAACGCGCCCAUGUAAUCCGACACAAACCACGGCUCAUUAGUGUCGCCUCCUCUCUAAUUUACGAGCCGUUUUGAAGUGGCACUCGUUGUGGGUGGGCGGAGGCAGGAAGGCGAAGAAUAAUGACACAGAGGAGAGGGCGGCGCCAUUUGUCUUCGGCUCAUUUCUCAACCUCCUCCAGCUCCAGCUCGCACAGCCCCUUCUGACCAGAACCAUAUUUCUCAUUCUUCCGCUCCUCCAGCUUCUUUAUUGCUUUUAGUUGGAUGUUGCCAAGUUCCGAGCUUUUUUCGGCUUCAAGAAGAAAUUUUUGUCCUAGGUCAGACUUAAAAAUUAUUUUUGAGAGCCUAAAAUUGAGAUUUAUGUUGUUUCGGUAUGGCUAAAUCUUGGAAUAAGAACUCGAUUCUUCCAAUAUUUCCUUUUCUCAAAAUCUGGAAUUUCACCUUCAUUUUCUGAAUACAGGAAAUUAUCCUUCAUCGAACUUUAUUAUUUAUUUUUUUCCUAGACUGAAAAGAAAUCUAUGAAGACCUGUACCUUUUUCAAAUUCUUGACCUUUCCUUCGAUUCCUAUCAAUCUUUUUUUUAAACCAUACCCAUUUCGACAAUUUUUCAGAUGGAACCCGGAAAGAGCCCACUCGCCAUGCUCGCCAAGACCUGCGAAACGAUCGGUCUCCCUGACACGCCAUCCAAAAAAUCGCCAGAAGCCCGGAAAGACGAGAAGAAGGCCGAAACGGCCCCGAGCAAGUCCAGCAAGUCGCCCAGGAACACGCCGGCGUCCAAGGAGCCGACCCUGACCUACCCCGGACUUCCGAAGCCGGCCUUCCCGAUGGGCAUGCCCGCAAUGCCGUUCCCGUUCUACCCGUCGAUGAUGCCUUAUCCGAUGCCCUUCGGAGCCUUCCCGAUGCCCGGCGGUGCUCCUUUCGGACGGAUGCCGUGUCCGUUCGCGAUGAUGCGUCAGCCCUGCAUGACGCCCGGCUGUACGCAGUGCUUGCCGACGUCUGCGGCCGCCGCUGCCGCCGCCGCAGCCGCCGCUUCUGGCUGCACUCCGGAGAUGAUGGCGACCUUCGCCUCGCAUCCGCUCUUCUCCGCCUACGCCGCCAUGAUGCCCAGCGUUUCUGGGUUCGUUUUGAAUUUUCAACUAAGACCGGGUUUUUUGGCUUGAGAUUUUGAAGCCAUUAGGAUCGAUUAUAUUUCUUAAUAAUAUCUUCUUCGCUUUCAGAGCAUCAGCCAUGCCGUCGUACCAAUCUCUUCUGGCCGCUUCUGCAGCCGCCGCCGCCGCUUCUGCCUCGGCCGCCUCGACGUCGACCACCAACUCAGCCCCGUCGGCCACGACAUCGACUCCCGCCGCCUCGACGACUUCCGCCAGCACACCCGUUGCAGCCCCCAAGCACUCCUGCAACUGGAUGGAGGCCACCGGCAUGUGCGGCAAGAAGUUCAGCAGCGAGGAGGACCUGGCCAACCAUGUCAAGGUGAGGAUUUCGUCCGAUUCUGAAGAUUUUUUGGCUUGGCUAGGGAUUUGGAACGUUCUGUAUGAGCUUUUGAACGCUCAGAAAAUUGGAAAAUUAGUGUCAGUUUCUCUGGACCUCGGCUUUGAAUCAAGCCUUUUUCUCAGAAAAAAUCCUUAUCAUUUCCUAAAUAAAUGAUUUUUCAGUCGAUCCACACGCCAUCGCCGCCCAGCUCGGCCAACUCGGUGACGCCUGACCUGACCAAGACGCCGACGUCGUCAAGACCAACCACCUCGGCCGCCUACCGCUUCAAUCCCUACGCCAAGCCGACGACGUCUUCGGCGCCGACGAUGCCGUCGAUGCCGCCGAUGAUGCCUCCGAUGGGUCCGAUGAUGCCCUUCAAUGUGAACGCCCUCCAGGCCAUGUACACCCAGAGGCUCAUGUCCAGCAUGCCUCAUCCUUAA